AUGCAGAAGAGACAUUUGAUCUUUUACCUCCUGAUUUUGGCAGCUGUUAUGAGUCAAAUAUAUGGACAAAGAAAGAAAGGACCAAAGUCAAAUUUAUUUUCAAGAAAAAAUUAUCUCCAUGAUCGCACUUGCUUCAUAGACAUUGCCUUCAUUGUGGACAGCUCUGAAAGUUCUAAAAUUAUUCUUUUUGAUAAACAGAAAGAUUUUGUGACUAGCUUGAUUGACAAAAUUUUCCAACUAACCCCUGCUCAUUCUUUGAAAUAUGACAUCAAACUGGCAGCCCUGCAAUUUAGCAGCUCUGUUCAAAUUGAUCCAUCAUUUUCUUCUUGGAAGGAUCUGCAGACUUUUAAACAGAGGGUCAAGUCUAUGAAUUUCAUUGGGCAAGGUAUAUUCUCUUAUUAUGCCAUAUCCAAUGCUACAAGGCUACUUAAAAGGGGACGUAAAGAUGGCGUUAAAGUGGCUUUGCUGAUGACAGAUGGCAAAGAUCAUCCAAAGAAUCCAGAUGUUGAAAGUAUUUCUGAAGAUGCCAGAACAGCAGGAAUAUUAUUUAUCACCAUUGGACUUUCUACUGUGGUCAAUGAAGCCAAACUUCGUUUGAUAUCUGGGGAUACAUCCAGUGAACCCAUUCUACUGUUGAGUGACCCAAACCUGGUAGAUAAAAUUCAGGAUCACCUGGAUAUCUUAUUUGAAAAGAAGUGUGAACACAAGAUUUGUGAAUGUGAGAAGGGGGAUCCAGGUGAUCCAGGGCUUCCUGGUACACAUGGAAACCCAGGUAUCAAAGGUGAGCGAGGACCAAAAGGAAACCCGGGCGAUGCUCAGAAAGGAGAGCCUGGAGAAAGAGGCCUAGGGGGAAAUCCUGGGUACAAGGGUGAGAAGGGUGAAUGAGGAGAAUGUGGUAAACCAGGACUAAAAGGUGACAAAGGAUCUCCAGGACCAUAUGGAUCAAAGGGACCCAGAGGUCUUCAGGGCAUCAGUGGACCUCCAGGAGACCCAGGGCCAAAGGGAUUCCAAGGCAAUAAGGGUGAACCAGGUCCUCCUGGUCCUUAUGGUCCUCCAGGAGCACCUGGUAUUGGACAGCAAGGUAUUAAGGGAGAAAGAGGCCAGGAAGGAAGAACAGGUGCUCCAGGCCCAGUUGGAGUUGGUGAGCCGGGUCAGCCAGGUCCCCAUGGGCCUGAGGGAGCACCAGGAGAGAGAGGCAUGCCGGGGGAAGGAGUUCCAGGACCAAAGGGUGAAAAAGCUUCUGAAGGACCAAUUGGAUCACAAGGAUUGCAAGGCCUGUCAAUCAAAGGGGACAAGGGGGAUUUAGGACCUGUGGGACCUCAGGGACUAAUGGGCAUCCCUGGAAUAGGGAGUCAAGGGGAACAGAGAAUCCAAGGACCUAUCGGUCUACCUGGUCCUCAAGGACCCCCAGGACAAGGUUCACCUGGUUCCAAGGGAGAUGUAGGUCAAAUAGGAUUGACAGGUCCUAGAGGACCGAUGGGAGUUGGAGUUCAAGAUCCAAAGGGAGAGCCAGGCUCAAUAGGGCCUCCAGGACAGCCAGUAGUACCAGGAGAAGAUGGAACAGCUGGGAAGAAGGGAGAAGCAGGACUUCCUGGAGUAGGAAGCCUUGAAGACCCACCUGGAAAAGGACAACCUGGUGCCAAGGGUGAUGAAGGAAAGAAAGGAAGCAAAGGAAAUCAAGGGCAGAGGAGAUUUCCAGGACCUGAAGGGCCAAAGGGUGAUCCUGGGAUUAUGGGCCCUUUUGGGAUGCCUGGAGCAUCAGUUCCUGGUUCACCUGGGGCAAAGGGAGAUAGAGGAGGACAUGGAAUGCUUGGAUUUAAAGGAGAACCUGGACUUUCACUUUGUGGACCAAAGGGUGCCCAGGGCCCCCAAGAACCAGUGGGUGCUCCAGGACUCAAAGGUGAUGUCUAUCCUGGUGUGGCUGUAAGACCUCAAGGACUUCCUGGACCCCCUGGGCCUAUGGGUUUACGAGGAGUAGGAGACACUGGAGCUAAGGGAGAGCCAGGUGUCAGAGGUCCUCCAGGCACCUCUGGACCUCGAGGCAUAGGAACUCAAGGGCCAAAGGGUGAUAUUGGGCAGAAAGGCUUGCCUGGCCCCCCUGGUCCCCCUGGCUAUGGAUUAUAAGGAAUUAAAGGGGAACAAGGACUUCAAGGCUUUCCAGGGAUAAAGGGCAUGAUGGGCCAUGGCCUUCCAGGACAGAAGGGAGAACCUGGAGAACAGGGUGAUACAGGAAAAAAAGGUGAUAAAGGGGAAAUUGGAGAGCCGGGAUCUCCAGGAGAACAGGGGUUACAAGGACCAAAAGGAUACCAAGGUCUUAGAAGAGAAGAGAUUAUCAAACUCAUUUUUGAAAUAUGUGGUUGCAGAACCAAAUGCCAGGAGACCCCAUUAGACCUGGUAUUUGUGAUUGACAGUUCAGAAAGUGUGGGGCCAGAGAACUUCCAGAUCAUAAAAAGUUUUGUAAAGACUCUAACAGACCAGGUUGCCUUGGAUCUUGCCACAGCCCGCAUUGGCAUAAUCAAUUACAGCCACAAGGUGGAGAAUGUAGCUCAUCUGACACAGUUCUCCAACAAGGAUGACUUUAAGCUGGCUGUGGACAACAUGCAAUAUCUGGGGGAAGGUACCUAUACCGCCACAGCACUCCACUCAGCCAACCACAUGUUCAAGGCUGCACGGCCAGGCGUGAAGAAAGUGGCCUUGGUUAUCAUUGAUGGACAGACAGAUACCCGUGAUGAAAAGAAUCUGACAGAGGUGGUGAAGAAUGCCAAUGACAUCAGUGUAGAAAAAUUUGUGAUUGGGGUGGUGAAUAAAAAUGACCUCAAUUUUGAAAUGUUACAGAAAGAAAUGAAUCUAAUCGCUACAGACCCAGAUAGUGAGCAUGUUUACCAAUUUGAUGACCAAUUCAUUACCCUGCAAGACACCCUGAAGCAAAAAUUGUUUUAAAAAAAUUGUGAAGAUUUUGACUCUUACCUCUUUCAAGUUUUGGGAUCACCACCCCUUCAACCUGGAUUGGGAGUGUCAGCCCAAGAGUACAGUGUAUCAACUCCACUGCCUCAGAAAGGAAUGUCUGAAUCAGUUAGUGUCCCUGGAGAACAGGGUGAAGAGAACAGGUACCUAAAGCCUACCUGGGCUUACAGCAUAGCUCACACUUCUUCACCGGCAACUACGGACACUCAGGGGACUUUGCUCAGUCCUGCUGAGGGAAGAGAGGAGAAUCCUAGAUGCAUGGAAGCCCUGAAGCUUGGAAACUGUCAUGAAUAUGUGAUCCGGUGGUAUUAUGACAAACAUGUCAACUCCUGUGCCUGCUUUUGGUUCAGUGGCUGUAAUGGCUCAGGAAACAGAUUCAACAGUGAAAAGGAAUGUCAAAAAAUAUGUGUUCAAAAAUGAGUAAGUAAAUUAACUUUGAAUAAGUCAGG
Erinaceus europaeus (western European hedgehog) is the source of this 3413-nucleotide messenger RNA. It is a transcript of the gene COL28A1, whose product is annotated as collagen type XXVIII alpha 1 chain. Lineage: Eukaryota; Metazoa; Chordata; Mammalia; Eulipotyphla; Erinaceidae. The record is from RefSeq and is a predicted model, not a curated record. Gene Ontology annotation, molecular function: serine-type endopeptidase inhibitor activity.